UCAUGUCGGAGCCCAUAGAUUAGUUAAUUCGUUAAUGGAAAUUGAUACACUGGAAUUCAGUACAGUUAUAAAUUAAAGCUAAAGUCAUUUUAGACGGUUCACAACACAAGUAUCGUGUGUAUGAGAUUCGAGGAGGCCACCAGAUACCUGCGUUCCGUCUGUGUGACACCAUGGGUCUAGAAGAGGACCAGGGACUAGAUGUGGUCGACAUGUCCUAUGUGCUAGAUGGUCACGUGCCGGACCAUUUCCAGUUUAACCCGGCUGUGCGUAUCACACGUAAAUCUCCUGGUUUUGUGAAGGAUCCUGGUUUGGCUGACGUCAUUCACUGCGUAGCACUUGUCAUAGAUGGCAGCACAUACAAGGUCAUGCCACCCAAGGUCAAGGACAAAUUGCUGGGUAUACGAACUCUGGCACGUGACAAUGAUAUCCCUGUCCACGUUAUCUUGACCAAGGUGGACAAAGUAUGCAAAGACGUAGCUGAAGACCCAUCUGUGAUAUUUCACAGUCGUCUGAUUGAAAAGAAAGUGAAAGAAAUCAGUGACGCAUUCGGUAUACAGAGUAAUCACGUCCAACCCGUGAAGAACUACGAGUCCGAGACCUCCAUUGACCCCAGAGUGGACAUCCUGACACUGAACGCCCUCAGGCAGAUGACCGGAAGUGCCGAGGACUACAUUGAGGAUCAACUCGACGACAUGGAGGAGGAGACCGACACCCAAAUGUCUAAGAUGAAUAUCAAAAGUUAACUGCGAGGAUGCCCGGAACCACGCAAAAUUUAGUAAUGAAUUAUUUCAUUUUAAUGACUAGACACAGUUAUAAUUGAUUUACUUCUAGUUAUUAUCUUGGGUUAAAAUAGACAUAUUUUGUUAUAUAAAUCAAUACCAAAUGAGAAAAUUUUGUAAUAUUGCUGUUAUAAAGUACCUGCUUUCCUCAAAAUCAUUGCAGUUAUUUUAGGAUAUAUCAAAGAAUGAAAUGAUUUUAAAUUUUUUUUUUAUUAAAUGUUGAUCACAUUUUUGGUUUCUUAUUCAGACCAUUACUUACUUUCUUAGAACUGAUUGUUGUGAGUUUACAUAAUAGAAAAGCGACCCGAUUUCUGUUUUAAUAUCAUUCCGUGUGAAACAUCAACUUUGAUCUUAAAAUCACUUAAUAGAAAAGUUGUUGCUUUGAGCUAAACGAACAUUGCGCAAUUCGUCUUUGAAGAACCAAAAUGAUAUAAAAAUGUAUU
Molecule: messenger RNA, 1222 nt
Organism: Lingula anatina
Lineage: Eukaryota; Metazoa; Brachiopoda; Lingulata; Lingulida; Lingulidae
Product: interferon-induced protein 44
Source: RefSeq, a predicted model, not a curated record